AAUUUGCCAGUCAUUUAAAAGAUAUUUAAUAAAAAGUAGUAGAAAACAAUCAAUCAUGAUGAAAAAUAAUGAAGAAAAUGUGCAAUUAGUACUUCGAUCGUCAAAUCAUCAAAUAAUUUCUGUAAAAGAAUCGCUUGAUUCGCUUUUUGUUAAAGAUUUGGUAUCGAAAGUAUCUAAAAACAUCGAGAGCAGUAAUGUUGCGUUUAUUUUUCGAGGAAAAUUAUUAAAAAAUGAUUUAAAUUUGAAAAGUCAAGGAAUUAAAAGCGGAUCAGUAAUACAAGUUAUUCCGAAAAAAGAGCCACAAACGUCGAAAGAAAAAGAAACUUUGACAGAACAACAAGUCCAAGAAAUAAUUUGGUCUUUUCGCAAAAUAUCACCUAGCAUGUACCACAAAGCAUCUCGUCCCGAUUUUUUGGAGAAGAUUUUAAAAAUGUUCCCCGCGCUUUUUGGCAAUCUCAAUGCCGUUUCAAUCAUCAAAGACCCAAUUCUCUUGGCGACCUUAGGAAAUCCCGAUACGGUUCGAAGAUUAGCUGAGGGAAAUCGUGAGCUGAUUGACGUUUCCAAGAGUGUUGUGGAACAAUUGCAGAAAAAACCAUCUACCUCAACUUCUUAUGAAGAUCCAGAUUUAGAUUCAAGUUCAAGUUCCGAAGAUCAAAAUUCGGGAUCGCGUUCUAUUACAUCGACACAACUGGCUCAAGCUUUGGGUCAAGUUUUGUCUGGUACCUCAGAUGCAAAUAACGCUGCCAAUUCAGAAAAUCCCAAUAGAUCGGGAGAAAAUGUUGGAACACCACCAAAUCGCAUUACAUCGUCGAUGUUUUUGAAUGCAUUGUCUGAAGUCAUACGAAGCACUCGAAAUACGAAUGCGACAAGAAGCUCUGUUCAAACUGAACGAACCGAACCGAGAAAUUCGUCGCCAGAACCAAGAUCUGAGGAAAUAAAUAGCGCACAAUCCGCUUUGUACGCAAAUGAGUUGCAAAUCAUGCGAGAAAUGGGCUUGACGGACCCGAAUUUGUGCAUUCGAGCUUUGAUUGUGAGCAAUGGUGAUCUGGAAGCAGCUAUAAAUUUGUUGUUUAGUGAACGAAGUACUGACUAAAAUUUUUUUAUUGAAAAUUUGUUCACUUAAAAAACUCAAGAAAAGAAUUUUAAUAAAAAAAUAAAAAAAAAUUAAAAGGUCUGUAAGCAUUUUUUCUUAUGAAAAUCGUUUUUGAAGGCGUUUGACAAAAAAUAAAAUUAAAUUAAUAAAAAUUUUAAAAAUGAUUUUUCUAAGAAAAUCUUAAAAAAUUUGUAUUUUUGAUUAAAAAAUU
Culicoides brevitarsis is the source of this 1304-nucleotide messenger RNA. RefSeq lists its product as uncharacterized. Gene Ontology annotation, molecular function: polyubiquitin modification-dependent protein binding. The coding region runs from base 56 to 1093 and encodes 345 amino acids. Lineage: Eukaryota; Metazoa; Arthropoda; Insecta; Diptera; Ceratopogonidae. Gene Ontology annotation, cellular component: cytosol. Gene Ontology annotation, biological process: ubiquitin-dependent protein catabolic process. The transcript has 2 exons. The record is from RefSeq and is a predicted model, not a curated record.